Sturnus vulgaris (Common starling) is the source of this 1697-nucleotide messenger RNA. NCBI's taxonomy places the organism in Eukaryota, Metazoa, Chordata, Aves, Passeriformes, Sturnidae. The record is from RefSeq and is a predicted model, not a curated record.
CACCGGGACACCCUGCAGGGGCACGGGGAUGCUGCUUUUCCUCUGAUGGCUCCAUGAUUUCCCAGGAGCUGAGGGCCCCCCGUGUGCCCCUGCUGUGCUUCAGGACGAGGGCUCUGUGGUUGCUGCAGCAUGGUCCAAGCCUGCUUGGUGUGCUCCAGAGUUCAUAAGGGCAGCCUGGCAGCCCAGGCAGCUGCAGCCAACAUGGACAAGGCGGACAAGCCCAGCCCCUCUGCCAAGAAGCACGUGCGGCUCCAGGAGAGGAGGGGCUCCAAUGUCUCACUAGUGCUGGACAUGAGCUCUCUAGGGAAUGUGGAGCCCAUCCAGCCUGUCUGCACACCACGGGACAUCACCCUGAAGUUUCUGAGGACAUCCAGCCACGUGCUGAAGAAACAGGAGCUCCAGCAGCAGGCCCAGAACCUGGCACAGCUCCAGGAGGAGUUUUCGAAAAUCCCACCCAACUUCGUGAGUCCGGAGGAGCUGGAAAUCCCUGGACGUGCUCUCAAGGACAGAUACAAAACCAUUCUCCCCAAUCCUGAGAGCCGGGUCUGCCUCAGGAGGGCUGGAAGCCAGGAGGAAGACAGCUACAUCAAUGCCAACUACAUCACAGGCUAUGCAGGACGGCCCCGGGAGUACAUUGCCACCCAGGGACCCAUGCUGAACACCGUGACUGACUUCUGGGAGAUGGUAUGGCAGGAGGAGGCUCCUCUCAUCGUCAUGAUCACCGAGCUCCAGGAGAGCAAGGAGAAAUGUGUCCACUACUGGCCCGAGAAGGAGGGCACCUAUGGCCCCUUCACCAUCCGUGUGCAGGGGGUGAGCGAGUCUGUGGAGUACGUGGUGCGGGAUCUCUCCAUCCAGCUUGGAAAGGAACGCCGCAAAGUCAAACACAUCCUGUUCCCUUCCUGGCCUGACCAGCAAACACCCGAGUCAGCCAAGCCCCUGCUGCACCUGGUGUCCAAGGUGGACGAGGCUCUGCAGACUGCAGCCAGCCCAGGGCCCAUCGUGGUGCACUGCAGUGCUGGCAUUGGCCGCACCGGCUCCUUCAUUGCCACCAGGAUCGGGUGCCAGCAGCUGCAGGCCAAGGGCGAGGUGGAUAUCCUGGGAAUUGUGUGCCACCUCCGCAUCGACAGAGGUGGGAUGAUCCAGACGAGCGAGCAGUACCAGUUCCUCCAUCACACACUAGCUCUCUACGCCUCCCAGCUGCCAGAGGGGGGAGGCUGCUAGUGCAGGGCUCCCACCGGGCUUGUGGCUCCCUGCUCUGACCUCUCCUGCACCAGCCUCGGGGACACCUUCACCAAAACCUCUCCUGAUGCUGCCAGGCCACAGAGCAGCAGUGUGAACAUCCCUGGGGAUGAGUACAGCUGAGCCAGCCCACAGGGACUGUGCCUUUGGACCAUGGGCAUGAGCAAGGUGAGGUGGUGCAGUGGGUGCUCGAGGUAGCCACUGCUGCUGGCUCCAGACAGAUUCCAUCCAUAGAAAGAAGCUUUGGCUUGUGAGAGGUGCAAGAUCCUGGACCAGAAGAGCAAGCAGUGCAGAGGAACUGCAGCUGGUAGAUGCCAGGAGCGUGGUUUGCCUUUCAGCUGCACACAAAUGUUCACCCCGUUAGACACAGCGCUGCUGGAACUACCCUGAAAUAAACGGAGCCUCUGUCCUGGCUGUGCAUCCUUUGUGGGCAGGGCUGGGCUUGCUCCAAACAUGCA